AUGGAGGUGGACCCCGGUCAUGAGUCCGACGGCGAGCUUCCUGACGAGGGGCCAAUUGAGGACCCUCUUGUUCCUCCUGAGGACGAAGAUGACGAGGCCGAGGACGACGAUGUUCGUGAGGUCAUCGACGAUCGUGAGGACGACGACGUUCAUGAGGUCGUCGAGGAACCCAUCGAAGUCGCCCCCUGGGAUCUAGUUGACCCCGACUUUUUGUCAAACAAGCACCUUGCGGAUCGAGGAUUCAUAAAUAAGGGAGAGAAAGCCGGCGAAGCGGAGCAUCUUGCUUACUCUACGUGUUGGUUGUCUGCAGCCGUCGGUGUCUUUUUCGGCUUGGGCUGGAUCGGACUCGGUUGGUACAUGAACCACGCGGACGUAGUCGAGCACUUCAAAGACGUAGAAGAUGCACUACAAGAAACAAAUGAGGUCCACGAUGCUGCCAUCAUCGAUGUGGACGAUUUUCAACGAGUCAGUAAAUAUCUUGAAGCCCUUGGAACCGUCAUCGUUAUUUUUUCUUGCUUGGGACACGUGAUGAUUUUCAUCAAGAACAAAGUUGGAAUGGCACUUUUCUCGGCUUAUCUUUGUUGCUCGCUUUUGUUUGUUACUGUAGUCGGAAUCGUGUUGUUACAAAACGGCGAGAAAAUAAUGACAAAAGUGAAGCAGGACUCGAUCCGUUUCUGGAAAAUGUCUGUUCAUCCUUUGAGCCCGAUCGACAAAUAUCUCCGGCGAUACGAGGCCUCCCGCGGUUGCUGUGGCUGGAACAACGCCAUAGAUUAUUGCGACCAAAAGGCAGUCGAAGAUUUGAUGGAGUCGGUGAUUGAUGAAGGAGUCACCGAAAAUAUCAUCAAGUACGAUCCGAGCCUCCGAGAUGCCAAAGAAGAUGGCUCGUUUUCUGACGAUUAUGCCGGCUAUUCAGACUACAGUUAUGAUGAAUAUGCAACAAGCUAUAGUUCAAAUGAAACAGACUCGUUGAAAGGCAGUACUCCUGAUGAUUCUUCUUUGUACAGUUUCGCUGAUUCUGACUCGGAAAUUGUCGAUUGCAACGAAAAUGAUUCGUACAACGGCGAUGAAUCGUGUAUUUGCGCGACGAUUGAGCAGUUUGCCGACAGCUCAGUAUCGACCGGGCUUGAAAAUCUCAAGCAAACAGUUUGUGUCCACGACACUCCUCUUUGCUAUCAUGAUUCUUACGACGAUGCUUGCUUCAGUCACAAUUCGUCAGAGCCCUGGCGUUCUACAGGCGAUAUCAGAAGAGAUGUUUACCUGAUACUUCUUGUCGCCUCGAUUUUAACUUUUGCGGUGAAUGCUAAGGACAUCAACGCGAAGAUAAAACAGGACUCUGUCCGUUUCUGGAGAAUGGCGACUCAUCCGGCCAGUCCUUUUGACAAGUUCCUUCGUCGCUACGAAAUGGACAACAACUGCUGCGGCUGGAACAACGCGAUUGAUUACUGCGAUCAAACGGCACUGUAUUCGUUGAUGGAAACUGUCAUAGAUCAGAAAGCCACAUUGAAGGCAAUCAAUUACAAUGCCGAUGCAGAAACAGACUACAGCUCGUCGUUUUAUCCCGAGUACAGUUCGAAUGUGUACUCCGUUGACUACUCGAGCUCCUCAAACGAUGCUCUAAAGUCCGCUAGCGAUUACGGCUACUGCUCAGACGAAGAAGAAUAUGAUGGCGACGAAGCCUGCAUAUGCAAUACUGUUGAGAGCUUUGGAAGUGCCGGAAACGGCUUUUUGGACCUAAAAUAUUUGACCUGUAUCCACAACUCUGAAGUUUGCCACUUUUCAGAAAGCAUCACUUGUGCUUCGGAUAAUCCCGAAGAGGAGGAGUAUCAGCCCUGGAGAACAACUGCUUUUCCUCAGAAUAUUUCUAUCAGUGAAGUUUGUGGCGCCGAAACAUGCUUUAUCAACGGCUGUGGUGAUAUUUUCUCGGACGACUUUUGGAAAUACGGAUUUACCAGGCCUGGUUCAAUUGAAGUUAUUUACAAAUAG
Oikopleura dioica is the source of this 1983-nucleotide messenger RNA. The record is from the annotation of a GenBank genome assembly. Lineage: Eukaryota; Metazoa; Chordata; Appendicularia; Copelata; Oikopleuridae.